AUGUCAAGCAAACUCGAAACAAGACACGAGAAACAGUCUAAACCAGAGGGCAUUACUACCGCCGCUAUUGCCUCGGAAAGAACAGCUGAAGUUCCCUCAUCAGAGCAACCACAGCAGUCCUCUCAACCCGUGGAAGAAGACAGGAAUAGCUGGAAUGGCUCCAACGACCCAUACAACCCAUACAAAUGGCCGCCCCUCCGCAAGAUAUCGAUCUCGGUCAUCGUGUCAUUCGGGCAGCUGGUGACGCUCAUGUCUACGUCCAUGAUGGCGGCAGCCCUAGGCCGUCUCAGCCACGACCUGGGAAUUGACGAGUCCAUAACCCAAGUUACCUUCUCCAUCUUCAUCCUCGGCCUCGCCUUUGCGCCGUUUCCCAUCGCGUCUUUCUCGGAGAUGUACGGGCGUAAGCCAGUUUGGCUCUUUUGCAACGCCUUCUACGUGCUUUGGAACGCCCUCUGCCCGGUCGGCCGCUCGCCGGUGAUAAUGGUUGUCAGCAGAUUCCUGGCCGGCUCGGGUGCGAGCGUAGGCAUCACGGUAGAUGCGACUUGGAAACUCGGCUAA
Molecule: messenger RNA, 558 nt
Organism: Colletotrichum spaethianum
Lineage: Eukaryota; Fungi; Ascomycota; Sordariomycetes; Glomerellales; Glomerellaceae
Product: MFS transporter prlG
Exons: 2
Coding region: 1-558 (185 amino acids)
Biological process (GO): transmembrane transport
Molecular function (GO): transmembrane transporter activity
Source: RefSeq, a predicted model, not a curated record